Messenger RNA from Chaetomium strumarium, 828 nucleotides. RefSeq lists its product as uncharacterized. The coding region runs from base 337 to 513 and encodes 58 amino acids. The record is from RefSeq and is a predicted model, not a curated record. The transcript is spliced from 2 exons. NCBI's taxonomy places the organism in Eukaryota, Fungi, Ascomycota, Sordariomycetes, Sordariales, Chaetomiaceae.
CACAGAAUACACAUAAAUCUGAAUCAGGUUCCCUUCACUUGGCCGGAAAUGAGUGUACCUCUGCCGGGAACCGUUUUCCCGUCAAGGCAGUGUAUCCCUCUAAAGGGACUCAGAGGCCUCUCCAUGCUCCAAGGAGUAGACGUGAGAAUGCAAGCGGGUACUACCUAUCAUAAGAUGAUGGUGAUGUCCAUACACAUCUUAAACGGUGCCUUCGCUGCUACGACAUGACUGAUAUCCCCUUCUUUUCGGCCAGUGCUUGCUCUCUCUCACCCCUACCGCUUCUACACGCCACUACCAAAGUAGCAAACUUUGAGGCUAAACGCCUGUGGCAUCGUCAUGACACUUAAUUACAUUGCUCUCCUCCACCCAAAGCCUGACCGCGUUGCACGGGUGGAAGAGAUUGCCCGAACCAUUUGUGACUCGGUGUAUGAGAAGGAGCCCGGUGUGUUGAAAUACCAAUGGUUCCGUGCAGGCGACACAGAGCAACCCCUGAUUGUUGUCUGGGAGACGUAAGCACUACUAAAGUCCCCUUCCAAGAUUGAGUUCUCAAAAGGGAGAGCGAGUUGUACUAAUAUGGGAUGAUUAUGUUCCGUAGAUACCUCGAUCAGGCAGCUGUCGAUACGCACAAAUCCAGUCCCAUCAUGGCGUGGCUCGUGGAGAACGACCAGAAGGAAGACAACUUCGCGACGCCAAUCAGUGUGAUGCCGCUUGAGUAAUUUGCGGGUUGGGAGAGCCGGUCUUGAGGAUUAGAUUUCUGGUACAGACAAGACCGCGUAUAUUCCAAGAAGCAAAUCCUAGGUUAUUAGGAGACUUCGAUUCGAACCAGUG